ACCCUUUGCGCAUUCAAAGAUGGAAAGCCCCUGAAUAUGAUUUUAGACGAUGGAGGUGAUUUGACCGCUUUGGUCCAUGAAAAACAUCCAGAGUUUUUACCAGGUAUAAAGGGUAUAUCAGAAGAAACAACGACUGGUGUUCAUAAUUUAUACAAGAUGUUAAAGGAAGGCAAAUUGAAAGUUACCGCUAUCAAUGUAAAUAAUUCAGUGACAAAAUCUAAAUUCGACAAUCUUUACGGUUGUCGUGAGUCCCUUAUUGAUGGUAUUAAACGUGCUACCGACGUACAAAUUGCGGGUAAAGUCGCGGUUGUUGCAGGCUAUGGUGAUGUAGGAAAAGGUUGUUCAGCAGCUCUUCGUGGAAUGGGUGCUCGA
Molecule: messenger RNA, 372 nt
Organism: Dentiscutata erythropus
Lineage: Eukaryota; Fungi; Glomeromycota; Glomeromycetes; Diversisporales; Gigasporaceae
Source: the annotation of a GenBank genome assembly